Rotaria sp. Silwood2 is the source of this 1023-nucleotide messenger RNA. The record is from the annotation of a GenBank genome assembly. Lineage: Eukaryota; Metazoa; Rotifera; Eurotatoria; Philodinida; Philodinidae.
AUGAAAAAGAAAGAAGAUGCUAUCGAACAUUUAUUUAUCUAUCAACCCCUGGCAUACGAAGAUAUACAUCGUCUAAAUGGUGAUACUCUUCCACCAUUAGCUCCAUCAUCAGCAACAUCUCGUCGUGAUGAUUUAAUACAAAAUAAAGGACCACCUGUUGGUACGCCACGACCACAAGCUCUUGUUGCACAAUGGGCUAUAACAAGUCCAAGUCCACAAUCAACAGCUGAAAAAUUAACAACAAUUGCUAGUGAUAAUGAAUUAGAUGAUGAUGAAGGCAAAUAUAAAUCAUUACAAAUAACUAAACGUACUGGAUCUCCUCAUCCAAAUACAACAAAUCGAAUAAUACAUGAUAAAAAAAAUGAAUUAGCAAAACAUAAUAAUGAAAAUUUAAUCAAUAGUGAUUAUAAAAAGUCAUCUCGUGAUAAACAACAUCAUACUAAUUUAAAGAAAGAUGAUGAUGAUGAGAAUGAUAAUGGAAAUAUAUCACGAAGAUCAUCAUCAGCACAAAGAUCACGUUCAAAAUUAAAUAAUGAAGAUGAUGAAGAUAAAUUUAAUGAAAGCCAUAAAAAACAUAAUCUCAAAGAACAAGAUCAUUAUUCAAAACAACAUUACGAUAGACAUAACGAUAAUGAUAUUAAUGAAAAUUUAAUGGAUGGUGAUUAUAAAAGAUCAUCUCGUCAUAAACAACAUACAGAUUUAAAUAAAAAUGAUAAUGAUGAUUAUGAUGAUAAUAAUAAUGAAAAUAUAUCUCGAGAAUUACCAGCAAUACAAAAAUCACGUUCAAAGCUCAAUAAUGAAGAUGAAUUAAUUAAUAAUCGAAAAACAAAUCAUUUAAAAGAACAAGAUCGUUAUUCAAAGCAACAUUAUGAUACAAAUAAUGAUAAUGAUGACGAUGAGAAUUUUAAUCACGGAUCAAGUAGACGAACAAUAUCAUCAGCUCGUAAAACGGCUGCUGGUGGUGGUUCUUCACAUCGAUCUUAUUCAAAAACAGAUGAAAAUGUAGAUGAUGAACUAAGAUGA